This is a messenger RNA of Lucilia cuprina (Australian sheep blowfly), 2210 nucleotides long. RefSeq lists its product as uncharacterized. The coding region runs from base 18 to 2051 and encodes 677 amino acids. Gene Ontology annotation, molecular function: acyltransferase activity, transferring groups other than amino-acyl groups. The record is from RefSeq and is a predicted model, not a curated record. NCBI's taxonomy places the organism in Eukaryota, Metazoa, Arthropoda, Insecta, Diptera, Calliphoridae. The transcript is spliced from 12 exons.
UUUCGAAUGUAUGGAUCAUGGCUUCUAUAACUCGUAAUUCUGUUUCCCAAAUUUUAAAGAUUUUAUUAAUUUAUUUCACUCUUUGCCAAGGUCAAGCAAAUCUCAACGAUAAUGAUCAAAUGCCAGCUUUAUACAAAUUUGACGAUUAUGAUGACUGUGUUGAUCGUGCUACUACUGAACCAUCCUACCCUGCAAAAUAUUGCUUGGUCUAUGUACAACUACAGCCGAAUAACGACUCCUCAGUAUGGCAACAAAUUGACUUGUUAAGUUCACAUAAAUAUAACUAUCGCCAUGAUCAUAUCUUUCGAGGAGUUUGUCUGGAGAAAUGUAAAGAUUUUCUUGAGAAUAAUGUAAAUGAUAAUGAAUCACAAAAUGGCCUAUUAAUUAAUGAGAAUACAGAAAUUUUUGAAUCAUUCCACUAUACGCCACUGGAUCAUAUUAUGCGUCAUCAGUAUCACAAUAAUAUUCAUGAAUGUGUUAAUCAGGAAUAUAUGGAGAAGUAUAAUUUGAGUACAAAGAUAUUUGUUAACUAUUGUGUGCAUCCAGAAAUACAUCGGACCAAAGAUAUAUAUUAUUAUUUAACCAUACUCCUGAUUACUGUCAUCAUACUACUCAAUAUAUUCUCCACCAUAUAUGAUGCAAAAAUUAAGUCUCAACAAUUAAAACCAGAUGAAAAACUUAAAUAUUAUGAAGUCAAACAUAGUGAUAAAGUCAACAGAUACCUCACCGCAUUUUCUUUAUAUCGCAACUACAAACGUUUGGUGGUUCCGAAUCAAAGUGACAUUGGUAUUGAUCUGGCCUUUCUCGAUGGUUUUCGUACAGUUUUGUGUUUUUUAAUCGUACUCGAACAUUCGUUACUCGUACAGUUUGCCCAUCUUAAAAAUCCCGAAUUCACAGAACUUCUUUGGGAUCGUUUACAGACAAAAUUGCUACUCCAUGCUUUGGUGUGGUUGGAAUUGUUUUUCGUUUUAAGUGGUCUCUUGCUAUAUGUUAAAUUUGAAAAGGGUCAAUAUAUCACGCCUAAAUCAUCGUUUUCCGAUUGUGUUCAGGUUUUUGUACGUCUGUUAGUGUCACGUUAUUUAAGAUAUCUUCCGUCUUUAAUUUUUAUAAUAAUAUUUACUGGUAAUAUAAAUUAUUAUUAUGAAGAUGGUACAUUUGCAAGAUUUGUCUUGGAUCCCAAUUGUAUAGCUUGCAGGGAAACUUGGUGGCAAAAUCUUUUAAUGAUUAAUAAUUACGAUAUGAAAAGUUCGUGUCUAAUGCAUACCUGGUAUAUAGCAGCUGAUUUUCAACUAUACGGCCUUUUUCUACUCAUACUAAUUAUAAUGGCAAAAUAUCCCAAGUCCAAAGUAUUAAUAUUGGCUGGAGUGGCGUUUAUAGCUGCAGCUAUUAAUUUCGGUGUUAAUUAUAUACUUAAAUUGGAUUCGAUAUUUCUGCUGCAUCCAGAAUCCUAUCGUUAUUUCUAUUUUAAGGAUAUAGAAACUGCCAAACAUAUAUAUUUUUCAUCCUAUACUAAUAUCAACUCCUUCCUAGUGGGCAUCGUUUGUGGUCUUAUCUAUAUGAAAUAUCUACGUAAAAAUCCCGAAAAUAAAUCAUAUUUAAGUCGAAUUUUAAAAAUUUCACCCUACAUUGGUUGGCCUUGCAUACUGGCGAUAUUGUAUUUGGGUACCACAAUAAUGGGACAUACCGAGACCACAAUAUGGACAGCAGCAUAUGGUUUGCUGCAACGUCAUGUGGGCUUAACAAUUGUGGCGAUUAUAGUAAUUUUGAGAGGCUUUUGUAAUGGUGGAGGCAUUUUCAAAACUAAACCUUUUCGCAUAUUGGCGCGUUUAUCGUACCAGGUUUAUUUGUGGCAAAUAGUUGUUGUGAUGAAUAAGUUGGCCUAUUCUAAGGAACCGCUUUACGUCAAUGAUUUAAUAAUUUACAUGUCCAGUAUAUUACUAUUUGUUUCUUCCAAUAUUAUUGCCUUUGUGGUGGCCUUAUCUGUCGAAUAUCCAUUUGCUGAAAUUAUUAGUAUAAUUGAUAUUGAAAGUAAAAAAAAUCAAACCUAUUAAAACUUCUUAGAGUCAGAGAGCUAUUCCAAGCUUAUCAUUAAUGUAUUAAGCCAAAAAGUCUAUAAUAUAGUACAACUUAAGAGUAAUGCAUUAAUUGUAACUGUAUAAAAAAAUAAAAUUAAUAUUUUUUUAAUUAUAACCAAGCAGCACAUUUAUUAC